AUGUCGACCAUUGCGGCUGGUCGUUUCGCGAAAGACGACGUCGAUGCUGAGACGAAAUGGUGGAAGGAGUACCCAUCGAAAUACUACGUUGAGCGUGCUCGUCCACAAAACUUCUACGACGAGUACAUCACAAACACAUGGAGCAAACCAAAGCGUCUUGCUCACUCAGCUUCUUUCACCAACUUGACCUACAUCAAGGAUAAGGACAUGGAUUUCCCGAUUAAAAAAUCUGAUUCGGUUUCCACGUUGGCUCCGUCUCUUGCCUUGCCGCAGUAUUGCAGAGAAGCUCAACGCAUUGUGCACACUGUUCCAGUCUACAAACCACACGUUUACGAUUGGUACAACAAGAGUUACAGUGAUGCCCGUUGGAGAGACACUCAUCGUGAAGUGAACAAACCAUACAAACCAUUGGAUACCUACAUCUCGCCAGCUUCAUCUCAUGUACCAUACUACACUUUCCAGACAAAACGCAUCUUCUUCGAUGAGAAAGCCCGUCAAUUGGCUCCAUACUUGAAAGAAUCACAACGCUACAUGGACCGAUAUGUAUCCUCUCGUCUCAAGGCUGAUGACUUCGCAAACCGUUUCGCUUACACUGCAUACGAAUGGAGAAAACCACAAGAUCAUGCUUUCAACCGUGAAUUUAUGACAACCCAGAGAGUUUUCGUCGCUACCCCAACUGGACUUCCACACGAACAUUACGAUAAGUUGGCUAUGCGUCGUCUCUACAAACGUAAAACCGAGAAGAUGUUCGGUCCAUUCUGCACAGGAAUCUUCCUGUUUUUGGCUCUCUGGGGUACUGUUUUUAUGGCCGUUCUCGGAGGAUUGUUCUACAAUCAAUCGGUUGGUCUUUUCGAAGAUCUUCCAAAAGAAGGAAAGAGUAUGGAGAGUAAACCAUGGAAGGAUCGAGUGAAUAACUUUGAUAACCUCUACCAACAGAACGCCUACAAUUGCUGGAUCGCUUGUGGAGUCUACAUCGGAAUCGCCGUUCUUCUCAGUCUUCGUGCUUGCUGCCUCGCUAAACGAUAA
Molecule: messenger RNA, 1026 nt
Organism: Caenorhabditis remanei
Lineage: Eukaryota; Metazoa; Nematoda; Chromadorea; Rhabditida; Rhabditidae
Exons: 9
Coding region: 1-1026 (341 amino acids)
Molecular function (GO): RNA endonuclease activity
Source: RefSeq, a predicted model, not a curated record